AUGACCAGAGGAAAUCAAAGAGAGAUUGAUAGGAAGAGAUCUGAGGCUAGAGCUGCCAAGGGUCCAAAGAAGGGACAAGAGGGUUCUUUUGUCGAUAGACAGGAAAGAGACAGGAUGGCAGUCUUGGAGAAGCAGAAGGCUUUUGAAGAGAAGAAGAAGAAGGAGGAAGAAGAUGCCGCAGCAGCUGCAAGAGCAAAGAAAUAA
Messenger RNA from Acytostelium subglobosum LB1, 204 nucleotides. RefSeq lists its product as hypothetical. Lineage: Eukaryota; Evosea; Eumycetozoa; Acytosteliales; Acytosteliaceae. Bases 1 to 204 code for a protein of 67 amino acids. The transcript has 3 exons. The record is from RefSeq and is a predicted model, not a curated record.